Penaeus vannamei (Pacific white shrimp) is the source of this 866-nucleotide messenger RNA. The record is from RefSeq and is a predicted model, not a curated record. Lineage: Eukaryota; Metazoa; Arthropoda; Malacostraca; Decapoda; Penaeidae.
AGGUUGUGGUCAAGCGCCACGGAAGGUCCCCUGCAGAGCCGACAUGAGACAGAGAUCUUCACGAGUGCAAAAUAACCGUGUCUUUCCUACAUGGGGUACAGACUUCUCUCCUCCAAGGUUGUCCCAUAGCUGGCGUUAACGUGUCCCCAAGAAAAGUACAAAACGAAAUUCAACUGAAAUAGACAUACUGAAUAUUUUUUUUAUCGAAAUAGUGAGAAACACCGCAUAAAACCUGAACGAAAAAAGUGAAUAACACCACAUUAAAAACUUUACGAAAUAGAGAGAAACAUCACAUAUGAAACGUUAACGAAAUAGUGAGAAAUACCAGUUAUCAAGCUUUAACGAAAGAGAGGGAGAGAGAGAGAAAGAAAAAUAUGAACGACUCCAGAACGACGAAGACCCUACCUCACCUCACAAACAUGGACGAGGGAGAAGCCACAAUGCCUCCAGUACAGACCAACGCCUCCCGCCUGUCUCACGAAACCGUAAUACCCCUUUCAGCGUCCACGGUUGAAGGCAGCUGGGUGACGGUGGUGGAGGUAGCAGCUUUUUUGGUGGUGGUGGUGACUCUGGCGGCCGUGAUUCUGACGUGGGCGGUGGUGGUGAUGAGGAAAAAGAAGGAUGGCUUGUCCCACAGAAGGUCCUCCUCCACCUUCUCCACCUUCUCCACCUUCUCCACCACCUCCUCCUCCACCUCCCCCUCGGAAACGGCGGGGCUACUCGAGGGUUUGCGAGAAACCCCGAGAUCGUAUGGCAGAUUCGCCACUCUAACGGAAAACGAGAAACUGUACCUCUUGUGCAACUUGAAAGAAUUUUACUAAUUCUUUCUUUGGUUGGAAUAAUGCCUCAUGGGUUUCGUGUCUGUA